AUGUCCUUGAAAGUAGCUGCUGUGAAUUUUCCAACGGCGGGGAACGAGAUGUUAACGGUGGUAAGAGAGUACGAUGAAGAGAAAGACAGGGCGGGUGUGGAGGAGAUGGAGAGACGAUGCGAAAUCGGGCAAGGAGGAAAGCCUUCACUUGUGGCUGACCUUUUAGGCGACCCCAUUUGUAGAGUCCGCCAUUUCCCUUCUCACAUCAUGCUGGUAGCAGAAUAUGGAGAUGAAAGAGAGAUAGUAGGAGUUAUAAGAGGCUGUAUAAAAACGGUCACAAGGGGCCAUUCAGUAUAUGUAAAGUUGGCUUAUAUUCUGGGUUUAAGGGUUGCUCCUUCCCACAGGAGGCUAGGCAUGGGGAAAAAACUGGUUCAGAAAUUAGAAGAAUGGUGUAAGCAGAAUGGAGCAGAGUAUGUAUAUAUGGCCACAGAUUGCACCAACGAAGCAUCCAUCAAUUUGUUCACCAGAAAUUUUGAAUACACCAAAUUCCGCACCCCAACAAUGCUGGUGCAGCCGGUCCAUGCUCAUUACAAGCCGUUAGGCUCCAGCAUAGCCAUCGUCCGACUCCACCCGAAGCUCGCCGAGACCAUUUACCGUCGAGUAUUCGCAAACUCGGAAUUCUUCCCUAAAGACAUAGGUGAGAUUUUGUACAACAAGUUAAGUUUGGGGACGUUCAUGGCCUUACCGAAGAAGAGUCUCCCGGAAUGGGAUCCCAAAACAGGGAUUCUUCCAUCGAGUUUCGCCAUUACGAGUGUUUGGAGCACCAAGCAACUGUUCAGGUUGCAAGUUAAAGGGGUGUCGACGUUGACGUACGCUUGUUGCAUGGCUUCAAGGGUGCUUGAUGCUUGGAUGCCAUGGCUGAUGUUGCCUUCCUUUCCCGACGUUUUCAGGAAGUUUUGGGUUUAUUUUUUGUACGGUUUACACAUGGAAGGCAAGAAUGGAGGCCGGCUCAUGAAAUCUCUUUGUGCCUUUGCCCAUAACAUGGGUCGUGACGAUGAUGGGUGCGGCGCCGUGGUGGCGGAGGUGGGACAGAGGGACCCUGUUCGAGAGUUUAUCCCACAUUGGACCAAGUUUUCUAUGUCCGAGGAUUUGUGGUGCAUGAAAAAAUUUCACGAUGGGUCCGGUGACUUAUGUGGGUCCUUGAUUGGUUGAAAUCUCGACCUUCUUCACCGCUGAUCUUUGUUGACCCACGAGAUAUUUGACUUCUUUUGUGAUGAUUAUCUUAGAAAGUCAUAAUUUCAUUAUAAGCAUUAAUAUAAUUGUUUAUUACUAGAUC
Messenger RNA from Hibiscus syriacus, 1276 nucleotides. Its product is annotated as probable N-acetyltransferase HLS1. NCBI's taxonomy places the organism in Eukaryota, Viridiplantae, Streptophyta, Magnoliopsida, Malvales, Malvaceae. Bases 1 to 1152 code for a protein of 383 amino acids. The record is from RefSeq and is a predicted model, not a curated record. The transcript is spliced from 3 exons. Gene Ontology annotation, molecular function: acyltransferase activity, transferring groups other than amino-acyl groups.